Danaus plexippus (monarch butterfly) is the source of this 527-nucleotide messenger RNA. It is a transcript of the gene QIL1, whose product is annotated as MICOS complex subunit MIC13 homolog QIL1-like. Bases 118 to 477 code for a protein of 119 amino acids. Gene Ontology annotation, biological process: cristae formation. NCBI's taxonomy places the organism in Eukaryota, Metazoa, Arthropoda, Insecta, Lepidoptera, Nymphalidae. The transcript has 3 exons. The record is from RefSeq and is a predicted model, not a curated record. Gene Ontology annotation, cellular component: mitochondrial crista junction; MICOS complex.
CGACUUGUCUUUUUUUAAGUUGUCACAUGUCAUUUGUAUUCCUCGAGCGUUCGUAUAAUAUGUAUUUGAAGACUUAAAAUUACAUAAUUCCUUUAAAAACAAGAAAAUACAACUAAAAUGUUGAAGUUUGGUGUAAAAUCUGUAAUACUGGGCUCAGCAGUAUAUUAUACCAUUGAUAAAGGAGUAUGGAAAGACAGCUCGACAACUUCUAAGCUGUAUGAAGAACUUGAAGAAGGUGUGUCACCUUAUGUAGGCGAACUAAAAAAACAAAUACCAUACGAGCUACCUCCACUACCGUCUAAUGAUAGAAUGACAUAUUUAUUCAAAUAUUAUUGGAAUAGUGGAGUGAAAGCCACAUUUAGGUUUUUGAUUGAUCUUCCUACACACGCCACGAAUGCUGCAAGCAAGUCGUACGAAUUUAUAAAUUCAGUAAUAGAACCAGUUGAUCCAGCUUCUAGACAAGAUAAUGAAAAAUGAUUGUUUUCUAGCAAAUGUAAAUUAUUAAAUAAACAUUAAUUAAGAAUAAA